Molecule: messenger RNA, 1259 nt
Organism: Cimex lectularius (bed bug)
Lineage: Eukaryota; Metazoa; Arthropoda; Insecta; Hemiptera; Cimicidae
Product: putative odorant receptor 85e
Exons: 5
Coding region: 1-1191 (396 amino acids)
Biological process (GO): sensory perception of smell; detection of chemical stimulus involved in sensory perception of smell
Cellular component (GO): plasma membrane
Molecular function (GO): odorant binding; olfactory receptor activity
Source: RefSeq, a predicted model, not a curated record
AUGAGUAAAGUAACGAUAGAUGUUAGGUAUUUCAAAGUAAUCGGACUAUGGCAGUAUCUCGUGCCGGAGUCCGGUACGAACUACAUGGUGAUUUUGAACCUCAUCCUCGGGAUUCUGUUCACCAUACAGAUCACGAUUCAAAUGUGGAACAACAUUCUGGCCGGUUAUGAAUUUUCGACAUUCACCGAGAAGUUUUCGGUGAACUUGACCUGUUUCGAAUCGGCGAUCAAAAUGCUGUACUACUGCAGUCAAAAGACAUCUUUGAAGUUCCUUAUCAAAUCCUUCAACAGCAAUUUCCUCUUGUGUUCUAAGCACAACGAGGAAGCGACAGAGAGAGUGAUGUCGAAGUGCGCCGAUUUCGUCAACAGGUCCACCAAGAGCUUCAUGUACAUGAUCUUUUCCACGGUGACCGUGUGGAACGCCUUGCCCAUACUGAAAUGCAUCUCGGGCGACUGCGGCUCGUGGCAGAUCAUGCCGUCCUGGUACCCUUUCGACACAACAUAUUUCCCAGUAAACGGACUCAUCUACAUCUUCGAAUUUUACGUCAUGGUCUUUUGCGCCGCACUCCUGUACAACGUCAACUGCCUUUUUUCAGCGCUAGCGCUCAGCAUCGCUGCCCAGUUCGACUUACUCGUCACGAGCCUCUCUUCUAUUCCGCAGAACGCGGAGAGGCUGGCGAAAAAAGAAUCUAAAGAAGAAAUCAUGUCUUUACUACUACGCGAUUGUUUAAUGGAUCACCAAAAUCUCCUCAGGUUGACGAAGGAAUUGGAAAGGAUGUACAACCCCAUGUUCCUGUUCCAAAUGCUGACAAGCACGUUCACAAUUUGCCUCGUCUUGGUCCAGCUGAACGAAUAUCUCGGAGCGAGCGACCAGCUCUCGAUCCCGCUGGCUUGCAAGUUCAUCAUGUACCUCGUCUUCGGUUCCGCGGAGCUGUUCAUCUACAGCUGGGGCGGGCAGAUUAUUUACGACAAGACUAGCAACGUGCACAGAAGCCUGUACGAGACCGGCUGGGACCAGGCGUCGGUCAAGUUCAGGAAGUGCGUCCUGUUCGCGAUGACCCGCAGCUAUCGCCCGGAUUCUCUCACAGCCGGAAAAUUCUACACGGUCGACCUGAACUCAUUUACUCAGACCAUAAAGGCAUCGUACUCUUACUUCACCGUCCUACGAGGUUCUGAUUCGAAGAAACAUUAAAACAUUUGUUAAACUACACAAUGAAUAAGAAUUAAUUGUUUCUUUAAUAAUUGUACUAGACAACUAGA